Molecule: messenger RNA, 1710 nt
Organism: Suillus plorans
Lineage: Eukaryota; Fungi; Basidiomycota; Agaricomycetes; Boletales; Suillaceae
Exons: 8
Coding region: 1-1710 (569 amino acids)
Source: RefSeq, a predicted model, not a curated record
AUGGUGAAGUCUAAACAAACCUGCAAGAAGUCCACCGGUGGCACUGCGCCACAAAUUGCCUUGUUGUUGCCGGCAUCUACUGGAGCGGUCACUGUGCCGGGUGAGCUGAAUGUGAGAGAGCCGUCUGAACACAACGAGUUUUGUCUCAUCUGCAGAGACGGUUCUGUAGGGGAAGAUUGCCUCUUCCUCUGCAGCACCUGUCUGCGGGUGAUGUGUUCAAACUGCAUGAACAUCCCGCCUGCCAGUGCAUGCACGGUGCAGGCCGAUGACGUCACGUUCGUCUGCAUAUCUUGCCACGUUGGCAUGGAACGACACGGGCACGCAUCUCAGUUGCCCUAUUUUGGUUUUUACAGGAAGGGGCAACCACUCCUUCCUUCAUUCCUCCAAAUUCGCGCUACGUUGGAGGUUUCACUCCAUUCCCAACUGUCUUCGGCACCCACGCUCAUGCUCCAUCUCAUCCUCGUUGACCACGACGUCACCGGCGGCUGUUUUGAACUGGCCUCCAAAUUCCUUCGGCCGUACUUCCCCAGCAGAGGGUUUGAAUUUUGGUCCAUCGCGUUCGACAUCAGCAAUGCCUCAAAGAUCGACAAGUACCGGUUGCAGGCGACUGCCAUCGUCCAGUUGCUGAUGAGCUCCAACUGGGCUCGUGUCAUUGUCGCCAUCACUAACCACACCGACAACGAGAAUGGGGAUCCAUUUAUUGGGUACAAGGGCAACAAGAAGUUAUACAUUUCGGCACGUGUUCACUCUGUUCUCGAUGUUCUGCUUUCACCUUGGCAUCCCCUGAUUCAUGGUGCCGCGGAAUCAUACUUAUGGCUGUUUUCAUGUGGCACGCUCAUCAACAACGUCACUUCCUUUUCAGGCUUGCAACAGGCGGUCAUAGAUCAUCGCAUCACAGCCACUAUUGGCUUUAAUGCUGUUCGUUUUCAGCCGAGUUUCGCCACCCACCUUUUGCUCGCAUUCGCGGAGCUGGUCAUCAUCGAGUGUUUGCCCAUUCACAUCGUCUUCCCUGACAUGUUGGGCCAGUCCUACAAACUUGGGCGCCACACUGACGUGUUCUUGCUGAUGCCUGACAACUCAGGUUCAUUGGCCGUUACCAAGUUUGCCUGGACGCAUUCUGAACUUCGCCCUUGGGGUCAGUACCUGCCGGUCCAGUGCCCACAGUGUGGGUGGAGUAACACCUGGUGUUCUGUCAACAUGCACAAAGAUUACAUCUUUGAAUGCAAGAAUGGCCAAUGUAGGAAAAAGUUCCUCAUCUGUUGGAAAGCCUGUGGUGAGGAAGAUUCGGAGGCCUUACUAGCUGCUCAAGACGAGCAAGAGGAACCCAUUGCCUUGCCUACUUCCUUGAAAAAGGCAAUAAAAGAAUACUAUGCCAAAAGUCUCAAAGACAAGGAAGAGGCAGACAAACGUGAGGCAGCGAGUCGCCAAAGAGAACCAUCUUUCUAUAAGAAACCCCUGUCUGAGUGGGACGUAGCACAGAAAUUAUUUAAGCAGGAGAUCGACUCAUAUGACAAGGCCCAACAACAGAGUAAAGGCUUGGAGUAUUCAAUCAAGUACCGCACUGGGAAUGCCAGGGAGUGGUUCAACAACAUGACACCUUCACAACAGCAGGAGGUCAAGUUUGCCAUGAAGAAAUGGAAUGAGGAGGGGGCACCAGAAGAAACUCAGGCAAUUUAUUCCAGUCUAACACUUUGGCUUGAGAUAUCGUAA